UGCAUGAGGACGUUGGUUUUAUGUAAGUAACAUUGAAUCCUCAAAUUAACGGUUUAUUUUUAACAAAUUAAAAAACACUUCUGCUUAUACGUUAGUGUAUUGCACAUGGUUACAUUUUUCAACAUUUGUGGACAUUUAAAAAAAAACCUGACACGAUGUGGUCGAAAACCGUCACUUUUACUGCAUUUCUAUGGCUGCUGGCCUUCGCAGAUUUUCAAUUAGCGUCCGCCGCCCAAGAUGCCACGCACGAAGAUAUAAGAACGGCAAUAUAUUCAUUCGCGCACUCGUUGCGUGAUAAUGUGGACAAAUUGGAGCGACACGAACGGCGAGAGAAACAAUCGGGUGAUCAAAUGCAAAAUAUGCUGUUGACGAUCGUGAAUAAGCAGAGAGAGCAAAAUGCAGAAAGCAAAGGACUCGAGAUGGCUAUCAAAGGACUAGAAGAAAGUAUGAGUGCAUUGACGAACGCAGAAACAGAAGAGACUGCCGAUAGAAAAGACACGAAACUUAUGUUAGACAACUUGGAUAGGCGCAUCGCUUCUGCUGACUCCGAGUUUAAGUCUAUUUUAAAAGCAGAACAGCAGUCUUCGAACCAGCUGUACCAGUCGUUCGACGACAAGCUGACCGCCAUGUCGGAACAAAUCAAUGGGCUACAGUCCCGAUUCGAUUCUCUGGAACGAGCUCCCAAGUCCACCGUGACAAACGAUGUCAUCUUUGAACUACUGAACAAAAUGAUGAUCGACCAGAGCUCACAGAACCACGUCACGGUGUCGGAGCCAUCGAACGCCACGGCUCAGUUGGUACAGGAGACCAGGCACGUGAUCUUGGAGGCGGUCAAGUCACUGUCGGACAGAAUGGACGAUAGCGACCGGAAACAAGCGGCGUCGGAUGCAAAACUGACGGAAGUGGCUAAAUCGGCUGCCGCGUUCCAGGACGACGUGCAGAACAGCUUCCGGUUGAUGUCGAACGAGGUGAAGACGCUGUCAGACGUGGAGAAAGUGCUCGUGCAAACAGCCGACAACGUGCUGGACACUAAGCGGAGGAUCGAGUACGGCACGCACCAAAUACUGAUGGAAGUGACGGCGGUGAUCAACGACCGGUCGAAGGAGCUGAACAACUCGGUAAAUGCCGGCCUGGAACUGGCGGUGAAGACCGUGCUGGACGCCCAGUCCGUGGGCAUGGCCAACUUGAGCGUGAAAAUCGAAACGGAAAUCAGUCAGGUGUGGAGGCAGAUCGGUAUCAUGUACCAGACGCUCACGGACUCGGCGUCCACGUUGGCUACGCUCCAGCAGCAAACGGAUAUGUUCGUCAACAGCACGGCCACUUCGGUGGACGGCAUGAACGGCAAAGUGUCGGCGAUCGCCGGCCGCAUGACCGAGGUGGACGAGAAUCUCAACUACUUGCUCGGACGACUUUCGCUGGUCACGCAGGAGUUCAAAGAGAUCAAAGUCGGGCUAGGUGAGGCGCUGGAGAGCAUCAGGGUCGGACUGCAAGCAGUCCAAGGCAACAAGGAGGCAGUGGACUUGGGACCUGGUCCAAACCCCAUCGACGAAGAACUCCAGUCGGAAAAUCUCAAUCCGAACGUAUUGUCGAAAACCGUUUACACGGUCACAUAGACCCAUUCAAUCGCAAUUAAUAAUAUUAUUAUUAUUAUAAUAUUACAAUAUUA
Aphis gossypii (cotton aphid) is the source of this 1666-nucleotide messenger RNA. Its product is annotated as kinectin. NCBI's taxonomy places the organism in Eukaryota, Metazoa, Arthropoda, Insecta, Hemiptera, Aphididae. The transcript has 4 exons. Bases 156 to 1613 code for a protein of 485 amino acids. The record is from RefSeq and is a predicted model, not a curated record. Gene Ontology annotation, cellular component: plasma membrane.